CUUACGUUCUUCUUCCUUGGAUUGUGACAAUGGUAGGGAAAUGGACGUUGAUACUUUGAAGACUUCUUUAUCGUAUUUUAAAAUUUUACUGCUGUUGCCGCGGUUACGGAAAUUGUUUUAUAGAAUCGUCGUGCUUUUUGUUUUAGUAGCCGAAAGCUGGAAUUUAUAGUCUAGUUGCUUUACUGUGCCAGGCGCAACAUACAGAAUUUGUUUGUUUCUUCUGGAAUUAGUACCACUCGAAUGACGCAUAUUCGCAUUACGGGAAUGUUAAUGCUAUACGAGAACUGGAGAAGAAGAUAGCUUUGUCACGUGAAAUAACGAAUAAACACUGUAGUUUGCUGUCCGUUUGUAGAAAAUUGUACCGUAUAAAGAGUCUACGGAAAUGUCCUUUUCGGAAUUGCAUCAAUCAAAUGGACCUCGGAUUUGCAAAGCCAAUUGCAAUAAAAAGAUUCACAUCCACAGUCUUGCAAAUUCAUGCUUAACUGCUGAGGCAUCCGAAACAAAUUCGUUACCGACGUUGUGCGAUGUAAGUUCAAAAACAUCAUCUAAAACUUAUUAAUGAAGUGUAGGCUUAUUUCAUUUACUAUCUAAUUAUCGCCAUGAAUAGGCUACUUCCACUGAUGUUAAGGCAACAAUUUCGUGUGGACCUACAGAGUACAUACAAAAUGAUUUAUUAUCCCCACCCCCCUCCCCAAAUAGCAAAAUGUUUGGCACCGCCAGUUCAUUUUCGUCGCAGAUUCUCGCUAAUUAAUUGGUAACUGCAAAUAACUACAAAAUAAAUUGCUAAUAACUGCAAAUGAAUUCUUCAAUAUUAUAGUGUAAACGCAGUAUGCAUUUGAUUUGUGCACAAUAGAAUUUAUUUACCAACAUGCAGUAAUCAUGCUUAUGAAAGAGCAUGAACGGAGACUGGUAUGACUUGCCUCAUGCGACGUUGUUUUUAAUUACAGAAGUAUGGUUAGUUUGGGAUUCUUAAAUUAAAGCGGGAAUUCGUGAAACUUCCUUCCAUCUCGUAGCCUGGCGACGUUAUGUCGAUAUCAACGACCACACAAUUUGCGCUAGGAGGAGCUCGAGAUAGCGUCGACAUAUGAAUCGAUACACGUAAUUUAUAGUUUCCCCCAAGUGCAUCGCGGGGCAUAUGGUAUUUGUUUGUGAUUGUGACUGAUAUGUGAGCGAUGAUUGUCCACCUGACAAUACCAGAAAUUGAUUGACAGGAUAGCUGCGGAUUUGCCACUCUUCAAGCGUACGGUGACGAAUUGCAGUUGGACCAUUCCGCGCCUGUCACGAGGUCCAAGAAAAUAUCCUCUACUGUUCCAAAAAAUGGGGAGAAAAAUCACUGUUGCGGUAUGCACACUAAAUCAGUGGGCAUUAGAUUUCAAAGGAAACCUAAGUCGAAUUUUACAAAGUAUAGAAGAAGCUAGAGAAGCAGGUGCAAAUUAUCGAAGCGGACCGGAAUUAGAAAUAUGUGGUUACAGCUGCGAAGAUCAUUUCCAUGAAAGUGACACACUCCUUCACUGCUGGGAAGUACUGUUAGAGAUACUAAUCAGUCCUCUUUGUAAAGACAUGCUAAUUGAUGUUGGAAUGCCUGUUAUGCAUAGAAAUGUUACAUAUAAUUGCAGGGUUGCUUUCUUAAACAGGAAGCUACUAUUAAUUCGACCAAAGAUGUUCCUAUGUGAAGAUGGAAACUACAGGGAAACAAGAUGGUUCUCUCCGUGGAGAAAGGUUCGUCAGGUUGAGGACUAUUAUCUACCACGUAUGAUAUCAGCUUAUACUGGACAGAAAGUAGUGCCAUUUGGAGAUGGCAUUCUUUCUACAAAAGACACAUGUAUUGGGUUUGAGAUAUGUGAAGAACUGUGGCACCCAGAGAGCACUCAUAUACCAAUGAGCCUGGAUGGUGUAGAAGUCAUAGUAAACGGUUCUGGUUCAUACAUGGAGUUACGAAAAGCAUAUGUUACAGUAGAUUUAGUGAAAUCUGCUUCAGCAAAGGCAGGGGGUUGUUACCUGUUCAGCAAUCUUCGUGGCUGUGAUGGCCAGAGAAUGUAUUUCAAUGGAUGUUCAUGUAUAGCUCUGAAUGGUGGUAUCUUGAAUCGAAGCCAGCAGUUUAGUUUGUCUGAAGUGGAAGUAGUAGUAUCAACAGUGGAUCUUGAAGACAUACGCACUUACCGCAAUGCUGUGCGAUCUCGAACACAUCAUGCAGCAGCUAGUCCUUCUUAUCCACGUAUAAGUGUAGAUUUUGCACUUUCAGCAGAUAAUGAUGUGUUCCUACCAACAGAAAGGCCCAUUGAGUGGUUAUAUCACACGCCUCAGCAGGAAAUUGCCUUGGGUCCAGCUUGUUGGCUUUGGGAUUACCUCAGGAGGUCCGGCCAAGGUGGAUUCUUCCUGCCUCUUAGUGGUGGCGUUGAUUCUUCCAGCUGUGCCUGCAUUGUUUACUCAAUGUGUACACAGGUAGUUUCAGCUGUACAAAAAGGAGAUCCACAGGUGCUUGCCGAUGUUCGCAAAAUCGUUUGUGAUCCAGAAUACACUCCAUCUGAUCCUAAAGAGCUCUGUAACAGAUUACUUGUGACAUGCUACAUGGGAAGUGAAAAUUCUUCUUCACAAACAAAAAGUCGUGCCAAUACACUUGCUCAGCAGAUUGGCAGCUACCAUACGAAUAUAUGCAUCGAUGUUGCUGUGUCUGCUGUGCUUGGCAUAUUUACGUCAGUGACGGGUCUUGUUCCAAGAUUUGGCUGUCGGGGUGGAAGUGCAAGAGAGAAUUUGGCUUUGCAAAAUGUACAGGCAAGACUGAGGAUGGUAAUUUCGUAUCUUUUUGCUCAACUCAUGCUAUGGGUACGUAACAGGCCAGGAGGAUUGCUGGUACUUGGAUCGGCAAAUGUUGAUGAAGCAUUGCGUGGCUACAUGACUAAAUAUGACUGUUCCAGUGCUGAUGUAAAUCCAAUUGGAGGGAUAUCAAAGACCGAUCUCCGUGCUUUCCUGACUUAUGCUAUGAACAGAUUUGAAUUACCUGUACUUAAGGAAAUCCUUGCAGCUCCACCCACAGCUGAGCUUGAACCCUUAGCAGAUGGUCAGCUUGCACAAACUGAUGAACAGGAUAUGGGAAUGACCUACGCAGAACUAAGUGAAUUUGGGCGUCUGCGAAAACAAAAUUUCUGUGGGCCGUAUUCCAUGUUCUGCAAACUUAUUCACACAUGGCGUGACACUUGCACUCCAGAACAGGUGGCAAAUAAAGUUAAGCACUUUUUCCGGUGUUAUGCAAUCAAUAGACACAAGAUGACUGUACUCACACCAGCAUGCCAUGCAGAAAGUUACAGUCCAGAUGACAACCGUUUCGACCAUCGACCAUUUUUAUACAAUGUUAACUGGUCAUGGCAGUUCAUUGCUAUUGAUGAGCAGCUUGUGACUCUGAAGGCCUCAACAGAUGAUUCUUGGGAGCACAGCAAGGGUAAACUGGUUUCAGAUAGCACUUCAAGAACACUUACAGAAGAAGGUGCUAGUAAGGGAACGUCUCCAAAGGUGUCCAACAGGUCAAGAGCUUCUGGGCUAAAUAAAAUGAUGUCAGAUUCUCACAUUGGAGUUGUGGUGCCUAAUUCACCUGUAAUCAAUGUUACCAUGUCAGGAAACACAUGUGCCAGUCGUAUGUUCAGACCAAUUGUCAACUCGCAUUCUGAUAUUGAACUGAAAGCAAUUUGAACACUGAUCAAAAAUAUCAAAGUACAGCACAUAAAAUGCUACAUAGCUAACGGUGUGAUGCUCUGUGUUUGCUCUUCUGGUGGAUCCAGUCUGACUCUCAUAUCUGAAGAAUUUACAUAAAUCAUAAUUUACUUUUAAUGCAGAGUCAUUAUGAUGAUCAUAACAGAAUCAUUGAGAUACAUGUUGAACAUACUUUUCGAUAGCUAUUAGCACAGUUAACUGUGAUUCUGUAAUGCAGUGUGAUAGCCCAGUAAAUGCUCAAAUCAUUCCCUAAUCAUUUAUUGUUUGACUGUACUGUGAUUUCUUAAACAACAGUCGUAGAGAAGUAGAUGUUAGCCAGUAUAAAUGUUGCCAAUGUGAUACAUCAUUGUUAAUGUUUUGUGACCAAAGAUGUAACUUCAUAUUUGUACAUACAUACAUAUCUGGAUGAGAGUGGCUUUAAAAGCGACUGAUGAAUAUUUUACUUACAUCACAGUAUAAGGUUGUCAGUAUGUAUCAGUAAUGAUAGCUGAUAUGCAUUAUAGAGGAUUAGAUAUUUUAUUGCAUUUAAGAAACUGUAUACUAUUAUUUUUCUAGUUCUGCUGUAUUUUAUGAAUGUUAUUUACACUCAAAUUAAAUUGAAUUGAUAAUGAUAAAAUUUCGUUCUUGUGAAAAUCA
This is a messenger RNA of Schistocerca gregaria, 4341 nucleotides long. It is a transcript of the gene Nadsyn, whose product is annotated as glutamine-dependent NAD(+) synthetase. Gene Ontology annotation, molecular function: NAD+ synthase (glutamine-hydrolyzing) activity; ATP binding; glutaminase activity. Lineage: Eukaryota; Metazoa; Arthropoda; Insecta; Orthoptera; Acrididae. The record is from RefSeq and is a predicted model, not a curated record. Gene Ontology annotation, biological process: NAD+ biosynthetic process. The transcript has 16 exons. Gene Ontology annotation, cellular component: cytoplasm. Bases 1318 to 3684 code for a protein of 788 amino acids.